Molecule: messenger RNA, 541 nt
Organism: Arabidopsis thaliana (thale cress)
Lineage: Eukaryota; Viridiplantae; Streptophyta; Magnoliopsida; Brassicales; Brassicaceae
Exons: 1
Coding region: 214-324 (36 amino acids)
Source: RefSeq, marked reviewed
UGCAGUAAUUAAUUAUUUAAACAUUACAAAAAGAAAAACAUUAUAUGUUGGAAUCUUGCAUGAUUUAUCAAGUGGUCUUUCCUAUAAGAUGUAAAAAAGUGUAUAAUAAUAUCUUGCAUGAACAAUCAGGAAAAUACAAAUUCCAAUGAGAGAAACUAUUUGUGUACAAGAAGAAUAUACAUUAAUUACACUGACUGAAACAACCAGAAGGAGAUGAAAAAAAGUGUGAGCAAAAGAAAGGAUCCAAGGCCAAAGCUGUCGGAGUCAGUAGAAGUGGUGGAAGCCGGAGAUGGUAAAAGAAAAAGAGAAGGGAUCCAUGGAUAGAUCCAAGAAGAAGAUAAGACAUGGAGAAGCAAAAGGAGAAGCAAGAGAAAGAUUCCUACAAUGAACGUUCCGGUUUGUAAGAUUGGUAAUACAACAUCUUCUAAUAGUGAGACAAGGUACGAGCCGCAUAGGAACCAUCCGAAGAGUACCACAAGCACAAGUGGAACUAUUGGCGAUGGCCCUUUGCUCUCCAUAUAUUUUGCUCAAGUUGUGAUCA